CCUCAGACCGCAGGCUGCACCACAAGCGGGUCACGGGCACAAAUGUUCGCAGCCCCUGGAAGCAUGAAUAAAACAGGUGCGCGUUAAUAAUUCAGCCUGCAGCCUGUUGUUCCUUAACCGUGUGUCGUCAUCGGGACGGUAGUUGCGGAAGUGGCCUGCGCUGUUUCGCAGAGAGGAUGAGACCUGCCUGGAGACGACGACGCGGGGACAGGAGGUGUGAGCUGUCGGGUAGAAAUGGACGAUCCUGAGACCUGAUCAGCUGAUAGCGUCAAACGCUCUCUGUAAGCACACGUCUCUGGCCCGUGUCGGGGGUCCCGUACAGACCGGACUGCACCCAGGGGAGCUGUGUUGGAGGUAUGGGCGUGUUACAGUCCGUACCUGGUCACCCAGAGUACGCUGAUCUGGCGGAGAAGACCGGCUUUUCAUUUGAACAGAUCAGCGUCCUGCAUAAAAGAUUCAAGCAGUUGAGCCACAAUGAGCAAACUCUGCGGAGAGAUCACUUCAACGAGAUCCCAGAUCUGUCAUGCAAUCCCAUCCGCUCGCAGAUCAUAGAGGCCUUCUUUGACCAAAGAAACUUUCAUCAGAAUAGCGAGGGGAAGGUUCAGGAGAUUGGCUUCGAGGAGUUCCUGGUGGUCAUGUCCCAUUUCAGGCCUCCGUCGCUGCACAUGACAGAUGAUCAGCGUGAGAGUGUCAGGAAGGAGAAACUGAGAUUUCUGUUCAACAUGCAUGACACGGACAACGAUGGGACGAUAACCCUGGAGGAAUACAGACACGUGGUGGAGGAGCUGUUAUCUCACAGCGGGGCGCUGGGAAGGGAAACAGCCAAAAGCAUUGCUGAUGCAGCCAUGUUGGAGGUGGCCAGUAUUUCAAUGGGUCACAUGGAACCGGACGAAUUCUACGAGGGGAUCACAUUUGAGCAUUUCCUCAAGUUGCUGAGCACCUUUGAAAUUGAAUCAAGAAUGAACAUUCGCUUUUUGAAUAUGGACACACCGACCCUGUGUAAGUGAGGCUGGGACAAUAAACUGUGCGCCAACUCUGGAAAAACCCUGAGGACGCAUAAUCACGGUUUCACUAUAACCAACAAUCGCUUGUUUUCUACACCGGUUUGACGCUUGCAUCGAAUAUAUGCCUUACAUAUGAUUGAAUAACUAUGCAAAUACAAAGUAAAUAUGUAUACUGCGGCUGUUAGGGAGUAGUUAAUUUGAUUGUAAGCAAUAAUAUGAAAUAAGCAGUCAAAUAACAAAAUCAGCCUGUUAGUAGCUCAACAAAGCAAUAAUCAAAUAUCCAUGUCUGGAGUGGCAGACGGUAUGACUAUGCAUGCAAAUAUGGUUGCCAGAAGAAACUAACUUCAGACAAUAUUAAUGCCAUAAAUUAAUAACUAUCAAUAAUCAGGGACAUAAAGUUUGUCUUUAAAUAAAUCUAGAUGUGUCUUAUAGUAGUAACGCAGUGCUUUUAUCCGUGUUACAAAUACAGCACUUGGUGCAUGCUCUGCACACUGUGUUUGCACAAUAAAGGAAACAGAUCUGCCUUUUGGUUCAUGAUGUGUGUUUAUGAUAAAAAGGAAAUGGGUGUGCCGUCAUGCAGGAUUAAAUGUUUGAAGGCAGCAUCUGAUUACUCCUUAUCAAGGAAGAGGAGGAGACAGAAGUCACACGAUUUUUUUAGUCAGAUCUGUGUUAUCUCUGUUCGGUUUCGCCUUAGAAUGUCACAACCUUUUUAAUAACACACACAUAUAUUGUUAUUAGUCAAGGAGAUUUUUAAAAAGUUUAGUUAAUGUUAAUAAAACACCAUGUGGAUGAUGUGGACUUCUUCUCCUAUAGAGAGUGAAUGACUCAUAGAAACCGUUGUUAUUCGUCUGCACCGUGGUAUAUAAUCUUGUUUAUCUCAUGUAUUUAUUUAUAUAUGUAUAACUUCUCUUUUCAUGCAAAGACGUCACAAUGCAAGUUUUGUUGGGGGUUAUAGAAACUGAUUUUCAGUGCACACUGUUUUGGAAAUUGCUGAAUUAUGGCAUGAGUCUUAUAGCCGUCAGUGCAUCAUACAAUCCCUAGAAACUGUCAUGCUACAGUUACAACCACAGACCCUCUGUACGCCAACAUAUCAUGCCACAAAACAUUGUAAUUACUUUAAAUCAGACCUUUAGAGAGAGAUAAUCUUUUGGUGGGAUGUUGAUGGGAAGUACACACAGUGGGAAAACUAGCCAUGUAAAAAUUAAUGCAAGUGGAUAAUAAACAGGAAGUCAUAAGCGAGCAGGUGUGUGUUUACAAUGUCAAUCAUAUGCAAUGACCACAACAUCCUUAGUCUGAUUCUGGCUGACCUAUGUUGUCAUCCUGUCGUUCGCACCAUGUUUCCUGCCAGCUCAUUCUGCCAUCAUUAACAACUGAUAGGCUGAAAUAGCUAGUUUCCUUUUAAGGCAUUUAUUAUGUCUGUUGCUUUAUUUCCUGUGAAUGCCAGGUGAGAGACUGUUUAAACUGUCCCAUUGCUGCAGGUCAAGGUGCAAGUGAGUGGAAAUGGGGGCUUUAAAGGGACAGUUCACCCCAAAAUCAAAAAUUAUUAUAUUUUUAACGUGGAUCCAAACCGUCACCAAAUGACAUCGCAGCCACCAGGGGAGCUUACAAGAUGGGUCGCCAAAUAUACUUUGGCCGGCCUUUCAUAUACCUGGGCAGACCAUCUAAGUAAAGUGUAUGUGUGGGAGACACUGAACGUACCCAUCAGCACUUCUUCUGAUGCACUUUGACUUCAUGUAUUCAAUAAUAGGUAUAUACUGCCCUCCACAGGUCAAACUGUGCAAAGCAUGUUGAAUGAUAAUCCCAUGUCAUUUCUGUAGCAGGUAGUUCAGAUCCUGAAAAAUGUGUGAUGUGCUUUUCAUGGCUGAAUGAUCAGAUUUGUCACUUUAACAGUUUUGUCAUUGAAUCAUUUCAAGGCUGUUACUUUGUAAAGCUUUCCAUGUUUUGCAAUUAAAUGUGAUAUAUGCAA
This is a messenger RNA of Acanthopagrus latus (yellowfin seabream), 2970 nucleotides long. RefSeq names its product tescalcin b (gene tescb). The coding region runs from base 357 to 1007 and encodes 216 amino acids. The transcript is spliced from 8 exons. Gene Ontology annotation, molecular function: calcium ion binding. NCBI's taxonomy places the organism in Eukaryota, Metazoa, Chordata, Actinopteri, Spariformes, Sparidae. The record is from RefSeq and is a predicted model, not a curated record.